ACCUCGUGAUACGUCUCGGACCAGGAAGUAACGUGUCAUAAUAGUCCUUAGACAUAUGAUCAACACUACAACUACAAUGGGCUGACUGAGGAAAAUCUAAACAGCAUAAUGAAAAAGUAUUUUGCACUAUGCCUUUUACUGUAUGUCAUCGCUGGCAGUUUUGCUGAGGAUCUCACUUACUCGAAUGGGUUCUACUCUAAAGCGCCUCAAAAGUUGUCCAAAUACAGCGGGUUCGGCAAUGUUCGGCUCCAGCACUUUAGAGUACCGGAGGAUGCCGUGCUCGCGCGGUGGCUGCUCACGGUUUCACGGGCAUCCGGACUGAACUGUGGCAACCAAAACAUCACUGUGCACUUUAGGGCAGGAGCUCCCCCGGUCAUCAACCCUUUAGACACAGCCUUUCCAAACUCCACGUCAUUCUCCCUUGCUCAUAACUUGACCCUGACCAUUCCCAGUGGACAGAGCGGCAAUGUGACGCUGUUCAAUGUGACCCACCCCAAACCUGGAGACUGGUUCCUUGCUGCUCACCUGCCCAAAGAUGAAGGAAAGAUAGAGCAACAGGGAUUGCCAUCUUGCUCAUACCUAUUCCAGGCACAGAUGUUUUUGAGGAGAGGCGCUGACCUGCCAAUCUUGCAAUACAACAUUCCACUCUAUCAAACACUAACUUCAGCUCCAGCCUUGUUUAAGGUCUUUGUUCCAGAGUUCUCCUCCAGGUUGGAUGUUUUCAUCUUGAACUGUUCAGUAAAGCUGGGAAAUGACUGUGGGCUGUCAGUCUCUGUAGGCUCCAGCACUUUGAGGCAGGGCUCGGAGGUGAAACAGAACUGUUCAGGGUUAGAGAGCUGCUCUGCAUCAGUCCUCAUUCCCCCGUGGAACAGCUGGUUACUGGUUAUGGUUGAGACUAGUCAGCCAAACACCACAAUACCUUUCAGUAUCUCUGCCAAUGUCACAGUGGGAUGUAAACCCUUGAGCGUCCCUUCAGAUUUUAACACCUCAGCCUUCAUUCGUACCAUCAUUGCUCCCCAAAGCAACAGCUCAGGUGCCCUAAAUAACACACCAGUUUCUAUGAGAGACCAAACGGGCCUCCGUGCUAACAGCUCGGAGCCAAUGUGCAUGAAAAGUCCUUCAGUGUCCAGAGAUGAACAGGAUGUACUAUCACUACACUUCAUCGGUUCCAGCAACCUAACCGUGACCUCGGACCUUCCAACUGUGCUCACACUUGAGCAGUCUCCUGGUGAUAGUGGUGGCACGUUUGUUGUACAGCUCAACUUGAACACUGCUGCAAAGCAACAAAAUGUGAUUACUUUAAAGACUUCUCUGGUUGGUGGAUUUGCUCAUGCCAAAGCAUGUCUCACCCCUACUGCUCCUUUACUUGACCUCAACCACAGCCUGACUUGUGCUACAGGGCUUAUACAGGGUUAUUCCCUGAGUGUGAGCAGCAUUGAAUCACAGGCACUGUUGAGGAUUCCAUUCCCAGAUGCAGCAGUGUGGUACCUCAGCCUCCAAACCGUGUGCAAUGAUAGUGUUGACUGCAGGAAUGCAUCAGGCAUAGUGAGUGUGUCAGUGAGUGUGAGUGCAUGCAUUGAUGACUGUGGGCCGUAUGGAGAGUGCAGACUACUACGCACACACAGCUUCCUCUAUGGCGCAUGUGUGUGCAAAGCAGGUUGGCAGGGAUGGGGCUGUACGGAUGGAGCCACUGCGCAGUCGUACUCUCGGCAGCUGGCCGCAGCUCUGCUCCUCACCUUCAGUAACUUUUUCUUCAUCCCUUCCAUUGUCGUAGCACUUUACAGAGGCUACCACAUUGAGGCCGCCAUCUAUUUCUUUACCAUGUUUUUCUCCACGUUUUAUCAUGCGUGCGACCAGCCCGGUGUGACUGUGAUGUGUAUCAUGGACUACGACACUCUCCAGUUCUGUGAUUUCUUGGGCUCUGUCGUGUCCGUGUGGGUGACCAUUGUGUGCAUGGCACGGUUACAGGAUCCUGUAAAAUAUUUAUUAUUUAUGUUGGGCACUCUCAUAAUUUCUAUGGCGAUGCAGUUGGACCGCAGGGGGCUGUGGAACCUUCUAGGACCCGUUCUGUUUGCUUUGGUCAUUAUGGUCACUUCCUGGGUUUAUCGAGGUGUGAAACGGCAUCAGUGUUACCCUCCGUUGUGGCGUCGCUGGGUGUUGUUCCUGCUUCCGGGGAUCUUAUCAGCAUUGAUUGGAGUGUGCAUGUACGUCUUUGCUCAGACCGACAGCAACUACUACUACACUCAUUCCAUAUGGCAUGUCAUGGUGGCCACGAGCGUGGUCUUCCUCUUACCACCCCGUGAAAAACACGUUCCCCCCUGGGGCUGGACGAACAAAAUCUGUAGCUACAGGAGAUGUUCAAAUGAGAAAAUAGAGCAUUACACUGUCAACUAAAAACACUGCUGUUGAUAUUUGCACAGACUGGAUUUUUAUAAUUUUCCAAAUGUUAUUGGUUAGCUUUAAGAAACAUGUCAAGCUUAAUCUGAAAGAUACUUGACUGCAGUGACCAGUAUGUCUGUAUGCACAUUCAGGAUAACUUCAAGGAAUAGUUUACCCAAAAAUAUUUUUUUACUGUCAUUCUUAACCCAUAAACCAAAUCAGUGGAACACAAUAGGAGAUUCUUCCAAGUUCAUAGUGACCACAUAAGUAAAGGGAAGAUUAUUGGUGAAUAAUGACUUAUUUUGGUCUGUUUAUUCCUUUAGAAGGCUUGGAAUAUAGUGCACAAGUCAUAUACACUACUUAUAUGGUGCUUUUUGGCAAACAAAUACUUCUUUUGUAUUUCAUUUAAAAAUAAAAAAAAAAUGCAUACAGGUUUGAAUGGCUCGAGGUUGAGUAAAUAAUGCCAUAAUUUUUAUUUUUGAAUGAACUAUUCCUUUAAACUGGAGAAUAGCCAGAAUUGUUUCACACUAUUUUUUAAACCACUGUUCGGAAUGUACAAGAAAAUGCCUCCUUUCUUCCUCCCUAAAAACCUUGGUAUAUUUCUUCAGAUGUUGCUCUUACUUUUCCAAGGGGAAGAACAUUUGAAACAUGCUUGAGCCAGUAUGUGAAAAUGCGCUUGUUUGCAAAUAUGAAGUAUCCUUAAUAGGUGAAGAUGUGUUUGUUUAUAAUGGGUGUCUGACAUAAGAUGACCUGAUGUAUUUAAGAUGAACUUCUCUCUAUUGGUCAAGGCUUUACAUAUGAAUACUACUGUACUUUUGAACCCUAAGGGCAAUUUAAACUUGAAGAGGCAUUUAGGUUUAAAUGUAUAUUGCAACUAUCCUUUAAAACUCAAAUGUAUGUAAAUCAGUUUUGUGGUUUUCUAUUUAACUAUGACAGCAAGGUAAUUCAUCUCUUGUUUUUCUCGAGGAGGAAAAGUGUUAAAUUAGGGUUGGAAUAUAAUACAGAUAUGUUUUACAAUGUUUUAUAUUCAUUUUGUAUUGGAAUUACAAAUGAGAUUGAAAAAUAAAUGAGCUAAACUAAGA
Messenger RNA from Carassius gibelio (silver crucian carp), 3461 nucleotides. RefSeq names its product transmembrane protein 8B. Bases 109 to 2394 code for a protein of 761 amino acids. The record is from RefSeq and is a predicted model, not a curated record. NCBI's taxonomy places the organism in Eukaryota, Metazoa, Chordata, Actinopteri, Cypriniformes, Cyprinidae. Gene Ontology annotation, cellular component: plasma membrane. The transcript has 14 exons.